Messenger RNA from Anopheles coluzzii, 1682 nucleotides. RefSeq names its product UMP-CMP kinase (gene Dak1). Gene Ontology annotation, molecular function: ATP binding; UMP kinase activity. Lineage: Eukaryota; Metazoa; Arthropoda; Insecta; Diptera; Culicidae. The transcript is spliced from 2 exons. Gene Ontology annotation, biological process: CDP biosynthetic process; 'de novo' pyrimidine nucleobase biosynthetic process; UDP biosynthetic process. Gene Ontology annotation, cellular component: cytoplasm; nucleus. The record is from RefSeq and is a predicted model, not a curated record. The coding region runs from base 201 to 962 and encodes 253 amino acids.
UUAGCUGCACGCGAAAAAUUAGUGCCAACAAAUACAAAAAGACGAGAGCGGCGAGACGGGAAAUUUGCUGCAUUCAAUCGAUUUUCUAACGCCACCCGUGUUGUUGUGGCUCUCUGUGAGCGUUUGGCCAGGCCAGCAGUGACGUCAGCACACCCGCAGCACGCCGUCGCACUAUCCACCAUCUCGCUCGCGGUCGUUUUAUGACGUCGGUAAUUGCUCGCUCGACAGGCUCGACGCUACAUCACAUCAAACGCUGCUGGUCCGGCUCGCUUAUCGGUGGCAAACAGUGUAUCCGGCCGUCGGCGCUUCCGCAAUCCGUCGUACGCAACGGCAGUGUCCCCGUGUGUCCAUUCGGAACGAAGUUUAGCGUGAUGGGCAAACCGAAGGUGGUGUUUGUGCUCGGUCCGCCCGGCUCGGGCAAGGGUACGCAGUGCGAGAAGAUAGUGAAAGAGUUUGGCUAUACGCACCUUUCCGCCGGGGAUUUGCUGCGCGAGGAGCGCAACCGGGAGGGGUCCGAGUACGGAGCGCUGAUUGAGGACAACAUUAAGAACGGGCGGAUCGUGCCGGUGGAAAUUACCUGCGCCCUGCUGGAAAAUGCCAUGAACAAAACCACCGAGGCGACCGGUAACGAUCGAUUCCUGAUCGAUGGUUUCCCCCGGAACGAGGACAACCUGCAGGGCUGGACGAAGAAGAUGGCCGACAAGGUCGAGCAGCAGUUUGUCCUGUUCUUCGAGUGCUCCGAGCAGCAGUGCACCGAGCGGUGCCUGAAGCGGGGCGAGAGCAGCGGCCGCUCGGAUGAUAAUGCGGAAAGUUUGAAGAAGCGCUUCAACACGUACAUCAACGACACGGUGGCCAUUAUUAAGCACUACGAGGAGCUGCAGUUGGUGAAGAAAAUCGAUGCCAGCGCCGGCCCGGAUGCGGUCUUUGAGCACGUGAAGGCAAUUUUCGGCGAGCAGAAGUAGAUGAGUGUGGCGGGGUAGUCGGUAGGAGUACGAAGGCAAAACUACACGCUAAUUUGAAUAGAAUCCGGUUUUUUCAUAUCAUUAAGCAGACGCCAGCCAUAACAGGUUGUCGCCGGGAAGCGUUGGUCAGUGGAGUUUGAAAUAGCUUUUUUCCGACUGCAACGAUGCGGAAAUGCUAUGCGCUCUCCACUCAAAGCUGCCGGCCUACAUUCCUCAAUAUCGAAAACACAAGCGCCUCCCCCAGUCCUUUCUCUGUACCCUUUACUACCGGUGAAAAAACCUGCGAGCUUAUUAACUGUCCCUUUUAGUUUCCCUUCCAGUAUUUUUAACCAAUUGUAUGCAAUAUGUAUAUCCUAUGCUAGAAUGGCAUAAUUCAAUGUACUGACAAUUUUUGCAACUGAAAACGCAAACGGUAAAAUCAGCAGUAAAGUAUUAAUUUCACUCUUGUUAGGUUUGUUUCUGCGGUGAAGGAAUGUGAAAUGGGGUAUAUAAGGGAUCGGAUCGCUCGUGCACAGUGAAUCGUACACCAAAUCCUGUCGUUUAUGUGAAAAGUUUUUUUUUUGUUAGGCAGUGCUAAUUUCCUUCAACUAAUUUUGUUUCAUUUGCAUCCUGCUGAUUACUUUUCUUUUUCUUUUUUCGUCUCGAAUGGUGUGAAUGUAAAUGAAUUGAUGAAACGAUAAUAAACAUUAGAAAUAUAUGGUGUCACGUUACAAAUGCUAA